Messenger RNA from Eruca vesicaria subsp. sativa (arugula), 876 nucleotides. The record is from the annotation of a GenBank genome assembly. Lineage: Eukaryota; Viridiplantae; Streptophyta; Magnoliopsida; Brassicales; Brassicaceae.
GUCUCGCCGCAGGAGAAAAGAAAGCUUUCUUCAGUGACAUUCUGAGCUGAAGAAAUGAAGCACAACAAUGUUAUCCCAAAUGGUCAUUUCAAGAAGCACUGGCAGAACUAUGUCAAGACAUGGUUUAACCAGCCUGCUAGGAAAACCAGAAGAAGAGCUGCGAGACAGAAGAAGGCUGUGAAGAUCUUCCCCCGUCCCACCGCUGGACCUCUACGCCCUGUUGUGCAUGGUCAGACUCUCAAGUACAACAUGAAGGUCAGAACCGGUAAAGGUUUCACUCUUGAAGAGCUUAAGGCUGCUGGUAUCCCCAAGAAAUUGGCACCCACCAUCGGUAUCUCAGUGGACCAUCGUCGCAAGAACAGAUCUUUGGAGGGUCUUCAAUCCAAUGUCCAGAGGCUGAAAACCUACAAGGCUAAGUUGGUCAUCUUCCCUCGUCGUGCCAGGAAGGUCAAGGCUGGUGAUUCUACUCCAGAAGAGUUGGCUAAUGCCACUCAAGUCCAGGGAGAUUACAUGCCUAUUGUGCGUGAGAAGCCUACGAUGGAGCUUGUGAAGCUUACCUCUGAGAUGAAAUCGUUCAAGGCUUAUGACAAGAUCCGUCUAGAGCGCACAAACAAGAGACAUGCUGGUGCUAGAGCCAAGAGAGCUGCUGAUGCUGAGAAAGAAGAGAAGAAGUAAGGAUCCUUGUUAGGUUUAAGAAAUUUUACUUAAUUAUCGUUUGGAUCUUGGUUUUUUUUUUGUGUAUCAGACUUUUUUUUGUUUGUUUCAUCAGUUAUAUCCUUGCUGGAUUAUGGAAAAAAAUAUUUUACUUUAUUCUUCCUAGAAGUUUGCUGCUUUUUUUCUAUAAUCAUUUGUUUUAGAAAAUCUUUUCAAUUCUUA